UUUUUUUCCAUUCGAAAAGGGCAGAUGACCGAAUAUAUUGGUCAGGUAAAGUGUUAAGGAUCUGCUGAGCUUUAUUAACCAUUUUCUCAAUCCACAUUCAGUGAUUUGUGUAUUAAUAUGCCAGAUUCCUGUCUCCGCAUCGCCUUCAGGAUUAACUUUUUGACCACGUUUAUUUUCCUAUGAGAUUCCUUGUCGCUGGCUAUGUUGGCAUUGAAUGUUGGCUAUAAAUGCAACUUGGUGCCAUAGUGAGAUCCCUAUUUUUGAAGACGCAGGGGCAGAUUCCAUCAAUGGAGGGAAAAAAAGGCAUCCUCCAAUAUCGGCAAAGUGUAACAGGUCGUUUUUGUUAAUUGCGAGGAGAGGAGGAAGAACCGUGUUUUUUUUUAAGAAAGAACGGCUGUUGCCUCUGUCUAAAACCGAGAGCGAGAGAGAGAGAGAGAGAGAGACAGAGACGUUGUACGCUGGCGAAUAUGCGGGGCGGAACGGAGAGCUAAUGGAUCGACUGGCAGACGGAGAAGAAGCCGGAACGGUGAGGAAAGCAGCCAGGAGGCCGUUAGGGGGAAACCUGUCAAUCAAAUUCAAACCGAGCGCGCGAGGCGCCCGCUGCAGACCCGCGGGGAUACAGAGAGAGAGAGAAACCUGUCAAUCAAAUUCAAACCGACCUACUGCUCCCCUAAGAAGCGCACGUUGGACUGAUCUAGCAACCCACGGACCGUUCGAUAACAACUUCAAAGUCGAGUCGGGGAAGACGAAAGCCAGGCCGGCAGGCGUAAGAUGACAACUGGCGAUUUGAAGGGAGCACUUCGAAAAUUAGAACAAGGAGUUCGUUCAUUGAAUUAUCCUCAAGAUAUUGAUUAUAAUGGCCUUGCUAAGGGUGAUCCUGCUGCCUAUCUACCAAUCAUCAGUUAUGCCUUCACCUCAUAUUCCACAUGUGUGACCGAACAACUGCUAACAUCUGGAGUAGAACUUACAGCAAAGAAUGACUCACGUUUUCUUGAUGCCGUUUAUAAGCUUCUCCGUGACCAGUUCCACUACAAACCAUUACUGUUAAAGGAUCAGUUUCUACAUUAUGGGUUUGCAGAAAGAAAGAUGCAGUUUUCCUGUGACAUAAUAAACUUUGUAAUGAAAAGGCAUAAGGAGCUGAGCAGUCUCCACAAGGUCAAGGCACUAUCAAAUAAGAAUUCAAAUUGUCCUGUAAGAAUUCAGUCACGAUUUAAAUGUGCAUCACUAAUUCCUGAUGUCUUGCCACCUGAACCAAAUGUACCAAUAACACCUUUGGUGGAACGCCAUUUACCCAAUGAUGAUAUGAAAACAAUUUACAUUUCAUCCAGUCCUGAAAAUGAAUUUGUUGAAGAGAAACCUGUUAAAGAAUAUACAGAGCUACCCACUUCCCAUGAAUCACAGGCACUAGAGAUCAAAUCACUGAAGAAUCAGAUUGCCAAAUGUCAGGAGAAGCUACAGGAACUGGAUGUAGUACAGAGUAGGUUGCAGGCUUUAGAAUGUGCGACAGCUGGAAAAGUAAUUAUAGAUGAGAAGGACUGGAAUAACCUGCUGAGCCGUGUUGUACUGCUAGAAACUCAGCUGUUGCUGCAUUCCAGAAAGAAUGAUACAUCUUCUGAUUCCACCAGUAGGAACGAAGAUUAUACAUUUUGCCCAAAGACAAGCCGCAAUUCUUCAGAUAAAGAGACGAGAGUUGAGACGCCAGAGAGUCUUAGCCAUCAGUCAUCUGGAUACAACUCACUGCUAUCAGCAGACGAAUCACCCAAAGCAAUGAGUAGCAAUUCAUUAUAUCUGACAGAAGUCACAAAGUAUUUGAAGAAAUCUUACAUUUUACAGACACAGACAGUGAAACAUAAGGUUGAAAGGAUAAGCAAAAUGAUUGAAGAAACUACAGAAUUACUUAAGUGUCCAGAAAGUUCAGCUGACACGAAUGUGCCAGGUUCUUUUCCAUCACAAAAGCAAAGUACUGCAGAUGCGGGAAAUCUAUUAUAAAAGGCCAGGCAACAUCUGUCAAAAACGUGAUUCAGGCUUCAGGUCCAUGAGCUUUCAUCAACACUGGUGCUGAUCCCUGUGUUUUGUCAGUUUUGUUUAUAAAUUAUAUUAUUUAUGGUGAUAAAAACUAGAGUAUAUUUUUGCAGUAGUUUAAUGUAAUUGAAUGUUUAGCUUCUUCACCAACACUGAAAUUUUUACAAUCUAAGUAUUUGUAACACUGUAGUAGUGGAGUAAUUCCAAAUAACCAGAAGUUACGCUGGCUUAUGUCUGUGUUAAGGACAAGCAAUGUGAAGAGAUUAAAUGUUUCAACUUUACAAAGA
Stegostoma tigrinum is the source of this 2309-nucleotide messenger RNA. RefSeq names its product centrosomal protein 44 (gene cep44). Gene Ontology annotation, cellular component: spindle pole; centrosome. The coding region runs from base 772 to 1989 and encodes 405 amino acids. The record is from RefSeq and is a predicted model, not a curated record. The transcript has 11 exons. Lineage: Eukaryota; Metazoa; Chordata; Chondrichthyes; Orectolobiformes; Stegostomatidae.